Trichoderma harzianum CBS 226.95 is the source of this 326-nucleotide messenger RNA. RefSeq lists its product as hypothetical. Lineage: Eukaryota; Fungi; Ascomycota; Sordariomycetes; Hypocreales; Hypocreaceae. Bases 42 to 311 code for a protein of 89 amino acids. The transcript has 3 exons. The record is from RefSeq and is a predicted model, not a curated record.
UCGCUCGUCAAUUGACAACGAUAGCAGCAUUACGAUUCUCAAUGUACCGGCAGUACUCGUAUACACCAGAAAUUGGUCUCAGGAGACUGGGCAGUCUACUGGGCUACCUCUGCUUUGCUUCUGCUUGGUGGUGUUGGCAGAUGGAUCCAGCGCCCCUCUCACCCCACAUGGCCAUAAUUUGCGGGAAUGGGGAGCAAAACAAUCAGCAUCUGCCUUGUCCCUUCACGUGGCAUCAAUACAUUGACUUGGGUGCUUUUUCCUUACUGAAUGGGGAUGUAGACAUCAUCUUACCUGUGCACCUGCCGCUCUGACGCCGCCUAUCAGGC